CCUGUUAAUUUUUCAGAAACUGGGCGAUUUUAUGGAAAAUCAGGCAAUAGCUUGAGAAAUUUUUAUAGAAAAUUCUUAAAGAUAUUUUCCUCUCUACAAAAUCGAUACUUCAGAAAAUCGAAUGCAUCUUCUAUACAAUAUAAAACCCGGAUUGUUAAUGUACUGAAAAAUCCUCAACAAUUCUGUGCUAGUCCGAAUAACUACGACGAUAGUGAUAUGCUCUUUUAUUUCAUUUUAACUGAAUUAUUCUGGGAAAACUAAAAUAAGUAACGCUUGGUUACCUAACUUUAUACGCUACAUGAAGUUUUCACUUUUAGUGAUUAAAAGUAUCAAAAAAGUUACCGUACAAAAUAUCUGCUACAAAAAAAGUCUUUCGACAUUACGUCCAGUACAUAUUUCACCAAAGAAAUCUUCUAUGCAGAACAAAAAAAAAUAGUCUAGAAAAAGUCUCGGAAAGUUUUGCUACCGGCACUUUUAUAUCGAGACUCGAGACUAAUCGAGACCGAAGCUUUCGAGACUCGGGACUAAUCGAGACUAAAGUCUCGAGACUCGAGACUAUUCGAGACCGAAACUUUCGAGACUCGAGACUAUUCGAGACCGAAGCUUUCGAGACUCGGGACUAAUCGAGACUAAAGUUUCGGGUAUCGAGUACCCCGUCUCGGUGCAUCCCUACCAACUAUAGGACACUUGUAAACUAAAAAUAGAUGGUCUGAAGUGAAGGUGUUAGUUUGGUUUUAUUGUUCAUUUAUAAUAAUCGAUAAAUAUAAAUUCGUCAUUUGUAUUUAAAUAAUAAAGAUAAAUAAAUGAAAAUAGAUUUAUUUUUUAUAAAAUAAAGAUAAAUGGAUCAUUUAUUUACUUUUAAAAAAUAAAGGUAAAAUAAAGAAAUAAAGAUGAAAUAAAUGGUUGGUAUUCUUCUCGGAAUUUGCUGCACUUGUUCUAUUCAAUCUGCUCUUAUCAAGCUAGAUUAGUUUUAGUCGAUCUGGGUAAUUCAUUAUGACUUAAAAUCGCCUUUACAAGGUAUCGCCUAGGCAUGAAAUACGGUACAUGAGAGGGUCUCAAUAGGCAUAACUUAGUACCUAAAGUUGGUGUCUCAGUUCAACGAUGAAAAGCGAUUUGUUUAUCCUGCCCAGCUGAUCGCAUUUCAUCAUGUACAUGAUUGGUAUUAAAAGCGCUAUUGAUCUUCUAUGUGCUCGUUGGGAUAUUGUAUCAAUGCUGUUUAUUCGGUAUAUUUAUACGAUAAUAUAUGAGAAUAUAUUUAUUUUCGCCAGGGAAAAAGAUUUAGUUGACAUCCUAUACAGCAAACGGAAGCUUUCUGCAUAUACUAUCUGAUGAUGUUGUUUUUUGUAAAGGUAGAAGGAACUGUGUAUGAUGUUCUCUGAAUCAAGAUAUGAAGCAAGCAAAAACAAGAACUCUCCCGUUAGUGGGCAAUCGACCUGUCUAAUAUCAACAGUGCAUAAACCACUAUUCUAUAUUGUUCAUUAUAUAUGUUCUAUAUAAUUUCUUAUGUGUUAUCCUAUUCUUUUGAUCACGAUGAAAGAAAACCCUUUUGUUCAAACUUCUUUCAUUAAUACAGUGUGUAUCUGUGUGUUUGUGACUGUUACCAUGAAACUUGCUGGUCUGGUGCAACAGUAAUUUUAAUCGAAAUUUUUUACUUGAAUUAUUAAAAUGUUUAUCAAUUUCAUCAUAAAAUAAUUUGUCUUGCUUAUUAAAUAUAGAAAUAGUGGACACACGAACAGAACCAGAUAGCGCACUCCCAGAUACUGCUGCGUCAGAAACAACAGUCAAAUCAUUAACGUCAGUAGCAUUAGCCGAAGAAGCUAUACAACGGUCUGCCAACACAACAGAAGCUGCGAUCAAACCCUUGUUUCCUGGCGCAAUAGAAUCAAGUUAUGGUGCAGCGUAA
Didymodactylos carnosus is the source of this 1903-nucleotide messenger RNA. The record is from the annotation of a GenBank genome assembly. Lineage: Eukaryota; Metazoa; Rotifera; Eurotatoria; Philodinida; Philodinidae.